Molecule: messenger RNA, 639 nt
Organism: Vespula pensylvanica (western yellowjacket)
Lineage: Eukaryota; Metazoa; Arthropoda; Insecta; Hymenoptera; Vespidae
Product: actin, alpha skeletal muscle
Exons: 2
Coding region: 1-309 (102 amino acids)
Biological process (GO): mitotic cytokinesis
Source: RefSeq, a predicted model, not a curated record
AUGGAUCUGACCGUCUACAACUCCAUAAUGAAGUGCGACGUCGACAUUCGUAAGGACCUCUACGCUAACAACGUUCUUUCCGGUGGUACCACCAUGUACCCUGGUAUCGCCGAUCGUAUGCAGAAGGAAAUCACUGCCCUCGCACCCUCGACCAUCAAGAUCAAGAUCAUAGCACCUCCCGAGAGGAAAUACUCCGUAUGGAUCGGCGGUUCGAUCCUCGCUUCCCUAUCUACCUUCCAACAGAUGUGGAUCUCGAAGCAGGAGUACGACGAGUCCGGUCCUGGCAUCGUUCACCGCAAGUGCUUCUAAGCAAUUAUAUUCAUAUAAACGAUUGUUAUUGCUAUAUUAUCUUAUCAGAUACACCCAUAAAUUCCGCACUAUUUCAUCUCAAUCUACAUGUCGAUUAUUUCGAGUUGGUACUUUUUAGCUACGACCACAAGGAAUUCCUUAUUAGUAGUAGCAAUCGGUAUUCUUUUUGGCAAUAAUCGUAUAUAACCGUCAUAUUGUGUGUAACCGUAUGUGUGUGUGCGUGUGUGUGUGUAGACAUGCAUACAGAUACACAUAUACACACGUAUAUGUAUAUAUACACACAAUUUCUACAUCUCUAUCUCUAUGGAAUAAAUCAGACUUAUAUUUUCA